Molecule: messenger RNA, 2043 nt
Organism: Cicer arietinum (chickpea)
Lineage: Eukaryota; Viridiplantae; Streptophyta; Magnoliopsida; Fabales; Fabaceae
Product: chaperone protein dnaJ GFA2, mitochondrial-like
Biological process (GO): response to heat; protein refolding
Cellular component (GO): cytoplasm
Molecular function (GO): heat shock protein binding; ATP binding
Source: RefSeq, a predicted model, not a curated record
ACAUAGACAUUUGGGUGACGUGUGAACCGCACACACAACAGAGAACGCAGACAGUUCCAACACCAUCGGAACAAUUGUUACUGAUCCUCCCUCCCGGUUCUACUAGAACAUUCCAAUUCAAUUCUCUUAAAUAAGGGUUUAUCUAAGGUUUAAUUAUUCAUCCCCCCCAAAAAAAAAUCCCAAUUUCUCAAUCAAACAAAAUUAUCACACGAUUUAUUAUUCAAUUGGAUUACACAAAUGGUUCGCUCUAGUGGCAUCACUCUCUUUACCCAUUUUGCUCGUCGAUCUCUCUUUCACGCCAACGAUUCCGUGUAUCAAGUAGUGUUCCAAAGGGGUUAUAGGAUAUUGAAUUCAGGAUCACGCAAUUCAUCUAGAAUUAUUGGUAGUUAUGCACCAAAUGGUAGAGAUGGUGUUAAUUUGAAGAACUGGUUGCUAUUGGGAGCGGCUAAUUCAUAUUUGGGGGCUGCUAGGUCAAUUCAUGGCUCGGCAUCAUUGGCAAGGGACUAUUAUGACGUUCUUGGUGUGAGUAAGGAUGCAAGCUCUUCUGAAAUAAAGAAAGCUUACUAUGGGCUUGCAAAGAAGCUCCAUCCAGACACAAAUAAAGAUGACCCUGAGGCUGAAAAGAAGUUUCAAGAAGUUACAAUUGCAUAUGAGGUUUUGAAAGAUGGGGAAAAACGUCAACAGUAUGAUCAGGUUGGACAUGAUGCCUUUGUAAACCAACAAAGCACUGGUUUUGGAGGCGAGGGUGGCUUUAAUCCUUUCGAGCAGGCAUUCCGUGGUGGUCAUGAUUUUUUCAAGAGCUUUUUCCAUCAGAAUGUUGGCGGAGAGGAUGUCAAGACUAUAAUUGAACUAUCUUUUACCGAAGCUAUCCAAGGGUGCACCAAAACCUUGGAAUUUCAAACAGAUCUGCUGUGUAAUACUUGUGGUGGGAGUGGUGUUCCUCCUGGUACAAGACCUGAAACUUGUAAGCAAUGUAAAGGGUCAGGAGUGAUAUUUGUACAAACCGGAAUAUUCAGAAUGGAGAGUACUUGUGCAACCUGCAGGGGAACUGGAAAAAUUGUAUCGAAUUUCUGCAGGUCUUGCAAGGGUGCAAAAGUUGUCAAAGGAACAAAGACAGUCAAGUUGGAUAUUUUUCGUGGGAUAGACAACAAUGAGACCCUAAAGGUGUAUGGAGGUGGUGCAGCAGAUCCCGAUGGACAUCAUUCUGGUGAUUUAUAUGUUACUAUCAAGGUUAGGGAAGAUCCUGUUUUUCGCAGAGAAGGACUUGAUGUUCACGUGGAUGCUGUUGUAAGUUUCACUCAGGCAAUUUUGGGGGCAAUUAUUGAAGUCCCAACUUUCACUGGACAUGUAUCACUUAGGGUUCCCCCAGGCACCAAACCUGGUGCGAAGGUGGUGUUGAAAAGGAAAGGUGUAGUGAGAGGGAUCAGUUCAAAAGAUACUCACAACUUAAAAUAUGGGGACCAAUAUGUUCAUUUUAAUGUCAGCAUUCCAACAAACCUGACAGAGAGACAACAUAAAUUGAUCGAAGAGUUUGCCAAGGAAGAGCAAGAGGAAUUUGAUAAACGGAGAGCUGCAUCGUCUUCUAAUUAGAAACAUUUGCAGGGCCUCCACUUUUCACUAUUUAUUUAGUACUACCAAGUCAUGCUCAGCUAGGUGGAAGCCAACUUGCUGUUGAAGUUUUGUAGGCUCAUUAAUUAAGGGGAUUUUUGUUUGACUCCUUCCACUUAGAGAGUAUUUAUUUUUUUGUCACAAGUGAUGCUCACAAUUCAAAUUAUAAAAGUUAGAACAAAGAAAUCAAUAUUCUCAUAUGCUUGUGCAUUUGUAGAGUUCUAGUUAAUGGUGUACAUAUUUUAAUUUCAACAGAAAUUGAGCAAGUCUCAAAUUUCUAAUUCUUUUUGUUCUUUCAUUUAUAUAUACAAGGCAAUCUCAUCUGUGUCCUAUAGGUAAAACUAGGAGUAGAAGGUUUGUGUCAAGAUUGAAGGAUUGCUAUAAAAAUAAAUUCAUAAAUACACUGUAAUAUACCUCAUAUCUUUUGUGUUGUCA